This is a messenger RNA of Lethenteron reissneri (Far Eastern brook lamprey), 5934 nucleotides long. Its product is annotated as NEDD4-binding protein 1-like. NCBI's taxonomy places the organism in Eukaryota, Metazoa, Chordata, Hyperoartia, Petromyzontiformes, Petromyzontidae. Gene Ontology annotation, biological process: negative regulation of proteasomal ubiquitin-dependent protein catabolic process; negative regulation of protein ubiquitination. The record is from RefSeq and is a predicted model, not a curated record. Gene Ontology annotation, cellular component: PML body; nucleus.
GCUGCGGUCACACUCGCUCACACAUCCCCCACCACCACCACCAACAUCACCACCAUCGUCCUCACCACCACCACCAACAUCAUCACCAUCACCACCAUCAUCACCACCAACAUCACCAUCACCAACAUCACCAUCAUCACCAUCACCAACAUCACAAUCAUCACCACCACCAACACCACCAACAUCAUCACCACCAACACCAACAUCACCACCAACAUCACCACCACCAUCAUCACCACCAACAUCAUCACCACCACCAUCAUCGUCCUCAUCAUCAUCACCACCAACAUCACCAACACCACCAUCAUCACCAACACCAACAUCACCACCAACAUCACCACCAACAUCAUCACCACCAACAUCACCACCAACACCAUCACCACCACCAACAACAUCACCACCAACAUCAUCGUCCUCAUCAUCGCGAAAUCGUCACCUUCUUUGCGCCAUGGCCAACAGAGAUGGCGGGAUGCAAACCGCGGUGCAGCGUGGCGGUGGUGGCAGCAACGGAGGCAGCGAUGGCGACUACAUGGAGGAGUUCACGGUGCCUGCCAGUAGGGAGACUCUGGUCAACAACGUAGCGCAGAAUCUACAGCAGAUCUUCUUCGUGUGCAUGACCCUCGUGACCACGCCGGGCGACAACUUCUCCUGGAUCAAGCUCACGGGAAAGUCUCUGGAGAACGUACAGCGCGCCAAGGAGUUCGUGGUGGGGCUGUGCGGCGAGGGCCUGCAGGUGGAGCAGCGCUUCCCGCCGGGCCUGCAGUGCGUAUACGAGGGCCUCGCCGGCCGCUUCCUGCGCGCCCUCGCGUGGGACAGCCGCGCCGACGUGAGCGUCACCGGCGUGGGCCUCCUGACCAUCCGGGGAGGCACCGAGGCCGUGCUGCUGGCGCAGACGCGCGUGCAGCACUUCUGCGACUGCUGCCGUGAGACGGACGCGGAGGGGCGCGGCGCCAUCGGCGCCGCCGCCGCCGCGCCGGGGGAGGCCGACUCGCUAGCCAAGCGCCGCUUUAACCGCCUGGUGGAGGAGAACGGCGGCAAAUACGGCACCGAGUUGCUGCUGUUGCCCGUGAGCAUCAAGCGGGACCUCCUUGAGCUGCUCGACGCAGUGGGGGCCCACGCCACUUUCUCGCGAGGUCCGCCCGAUCGGACACGUGGGUCCUUCGUGCUGUCGGCCCGAGGGGCGGAGGCGCCGGAAGCGCCCGGUGGUGGCGGCGACGGCGGAAAUAGAAUCCGGGUAAGGAUGCCGACCGAGGGACAGAGGACGUAUGGUAAGGGCAGGGAGGACCUCUCCAGGGAGGAGAAUGACAGCCCCGUGACCGAGCUGAGUUCCAGCUUCACCAGCGCGCUUGGCAAGGCUGAGGCGGAGACACCCGAGACUGAGGAGGCGGAGGAAUGUGCAGGCAAGCCCUUUAAGAGAGUGAAAAACCCGUCGGUUAAACGGAAAACCUCGGACAGCGAGUCGACGGUUUCCGGGCAGAUGAAGAAGCACUCGCCCGCCAACGUGCCGUCGUCCCGCGGGCUCGGCAAGGAGGAGGGCCGCGCGGAAGCGACCGCCGCUGCGCAAGCGACACCGGAGCCGGAGAGGGAGCUCAAGUACCUCGUGAAUUUCUUCAGCACCAUGGGCUACGAUCCGGAGUUGGUGCGGAGCAUCGUGUUGGAGAUGGGGCAGCAAACCGAGGCCUCGGAAAUCCUCGAUCGCCUCCAGGAGAAGGCCACCUUGCUCACGGCGGACGAGGAGGAGUCCGGCUCUGAGGAUCCGCAAGAGGGCUCGUACGCGACGCAUUGGGUCAUGGAGGCGGCCAUGAGCCUGGGAUACACGCGCGACGAGGUGGGCGACGUUUGCCGAGCUGUGGGCACCGACCCGCGCAGCGUCCUCAAGGAGUUGCACCGCAUGGGCAAGCGAGCGGCACCUGCGGCCGCGGCUGCGGCGGCGGAGCCGGGCGCCGAGAGCGCGCACCGAGAGCAGCACCGCGAGCGCCAGGGCGGUCCCACGGAGGCGUUGGCGCGCGUCUUCUCCCGGGGCGUUUGCUCCGACGCCGACAGAGCCGAAGCGCAGGCGACGUGGAAGAAGCCGGGCCCGGAGGCGAGCCUCUCGCGUUCCCACGGCGGAGAGGGAGUGGCGCGCGGCGGCCCCGUGAACGGCGCCGCGCGGCUCCCCCGGGGCGGCGUGUCGUCGUCGUCGUCUUCAUCGCAGCGCGCCCGUUUGCCCAGCGCCGAGGCGGACGACCUGGAGACGGACGGGACGGGCGCGCCUCCACCGGCAACGAGCAGACGCCCCGGCAAAACGGACUGCAUCGUCAUCUCGGACGACGCGACGGGCGUCCUGCACGUCCGCGGGCCUGCUGACGGCGCGGCACGGAAAGAGGCGACAAAGUGGCACGUGGAGCAGCUGGGCCCCCGCCAGGAGUGCACCGCCGUUGCCAGCACCAGCAGAGUGGCGGCCGCCGCCGCUGACACCACCACCGGCUCCAGCAGCAACCUGCAGCCGACAGAGCUCUACCUGCUGGGGCUGUCUAAGCCAUACAAGCUGUACCUGCCGAGCGAGCCUGGCAAGGAAUCCGUGCGUCACGUCAUCGUGGACGGGAGCAACGUCGCCAUGGCGCACGGCCUAAACCGUUAUUUCUCGUGCCGGGGCAUGGCACUGUGCGUCGAGUACUUCUGGAAACGCGGACACCGCAACAUCACCGUCUUUGUGCCGCAGUACCGCACGUGCCGGGACCCAUCCAUCAAAGAGCAGCACCUGCUGACGAAGCUGGAGGAGCUGGGGCUGCUGUCGUUCACGCCGUGCCGCAUGUUCGAGGGCCGUCGGAUCACCACGCACGACGACCGCUUCAUGCUGCACCUGGCGGACAACACGGACGGGAUCAUCGUGACCAACGACAACUUCCGGGAGUUUACAACGGAAUUGAUCGCCUGGAGGGAGAUCGUUAAGACGCGGAUCCUGCCGUACACUUUCGCGGGAGACGUCUUCAUGGUUCCGGACGACCCGCUGGGGCGGCACGGUCCCCGCCUAGACCAGUUCCUCACCAAGCCCAAGUCCACGCGAUUGAUGCACCACAACCCGGCCGCGUACCAGGCGAAAACCUUUCCGCUCCGCUUACCGUCGGCGGCAGCCGCCAUCGUCGCAGGCGUCCCGGGCUUUCACUCCAUGAACGACUGCGGACAGCCGCGGCCGACAAACGACCUGCAGGAUCUACGCAGGCAGCUCCUGGACAUCUUCCCCGGCGAAGAGGAGAAGGUGCAGCGGGUGCUGCAACAAUACCCGGCGGUGAAUGACCUCAACUUGCUCUCGGACCUCAUGCUGGACGUGUAGUGAGAGGGGGAUGGAGGGGGCUUGGUAACCCCCCCUCCAUCUCGGCGUUCUGCCAAAACUUGUCGGCGUCUACAGCAGCGCGGUACAGCUAGAGAGCUGGGCACGUGCGGGGAGUGGUGGUAGUGGUGGCGGCCGCGCUUACGGUGGUGGCGAUGGUGGUGGCAAGUACGAGGAGCAAGCGGAGAGCGAAGGCCGGCAGGAGAUUGAGCGAGCGGGGCUCACAAGCGGAUGUCACCAUGACGACGAUGAUGACGGCGGCGGAGGCGAUGAUGAUGCUGUUAAUCGUGGUGGUGGUGUCGCUGUCGCUGUGAUCUUGGCGAUGACAGGAUGGUGGCAGCCCCACGGUGUGGCAGACACGCCAUCACGGUGAUGGCGAGGCUGCGAUGGGGUCCUGUUAUGAAUCUGUGAAGCCCGGCCUUUCACCGCCACUUCACCGUGGAUGCACAUUCGAAUUAAACUGCAGUGAUACCAAUGUUGUAAAUAUUUUGGUUAUGGGCGUUUAGUUAAUUCAAUUUAAGGUGUUAAUUUAAUUUCUCACGAAGUGGCGGACAAAGAGGAGAGGAGGCCUUCAUCCGGAAGUGGAUUUCUGAAAAUAUUUAUUUAUUGUGUGAGUUUGCAGCCGUUCCAGAAAGCCGCCAACAUUGGCCUGCCUGCCCGAGCAGCCUGGCUUCGAUAGGCAUCACCGUUUAGAAAUUGUACAUUCCCCCCAUCCCUCGAGUCAUCAGGGUCAAGAUGCAUUUGCUGCAAGCUGCUGCACCUUCGGUCAUCUUGGGCUGAAGGAAAAAAGCAAGCCCGUUUAAAGUCACCGCUGCUUUCGCUAUGUCAUAUAGAUCUUUAACAACUGGGCAAAUUGCUUUGUAGAGGUACUGUUGAUGUUACUGUACUGCGUAGGAUUCGGUGAAUUUCACCCCGAGAACCUACGAGUUUAAAUAAAAGAUGUAAGCGCUCUCAUGACGAGGGUUCUGAUCCAGAUGGAAAUGUUCCGUCCCAUCGAAUCGGCCGGUCCAGCCAGGAGACGGUGCUAGGAGGGCGGGUUUGUCGAACGUGUUACUUAUUCAAUCUGUUGCACUUUGUUGGUGUUUUGUUGUCGAUGGAAACACCGUGACGAAAACUUUACACGCGAGAGCUCUUACUCGCGAUGUUAUAUGGAUUCAUAAUUGAUUUUUUUUGCGUGGUUUUUCGGUGUGGGGGGGGGGGGGGGGAACAUUGUCAACCUGUGACGACCUACCGACCUCCACCCGACACGGCCAAAAUAUACGCGAGAGUCAAAAUGCGCCGUUGCAUUAUCGCUGCGGUACGCCGCAGGGCAAUCCGCGUGGCGUUUCGCAAAUUUGCUCCGGACGUUUCGCCGCCAGUUGCUGCCAAGCCUAAUCGGCUGCUUGCCAGACAUUUUUGUCGCGCGACUUCGUGUAAUGAAUUAUUUUUUUUCAAUCAAUCUCGUAAUCUGACCCCCCCCCCCCCCCCCCAAAAAAAAAAACAAUUAUGAAUCACUUGUGAUUAACACUACGAUUGUCGCUGGAUGUGUUGCACGUAAAUCCACGCCAAGUGAUGGUACCAAUGACCCCGAGCAGGCGGUGCGGCAGACCCAUCGCCCCGAGAGUGCUCGCGACCCAUCAGCCCGCGCGCUCACAAGCUGUCCGCACCUCGAGAAGGCAAAGCAAGGACCAAGCGGUGCAUGUCGGGUCACCGAGGCAUGAGCCUGCGGGAGCCGUGGGCUGGAUAGACAACGGCAAGUUCAGCGAUGGGCUCAGUCAAUGUCUAUAGAUUCAAUCUACGGGGUGGGGGGGGGGGGUGUUGAGUGAAUGAACCCCUACAUUUCGAUGUAAAGCUUUCGUGACUGCAGGGAUUCAUCUUCUUGGUUCUUUCGGUAAAGUCACGUAGAAGGGAAGUAAUAAAAUAACAAAAAAAACAUAAUAAAACAAUUCUCACGACGUUUCGGCUACAACGCAAGCAGCCGUUGGUAGCCGAAACGUGAGAAUUAUUUUAUUGUUUUAUUUUUAUUAUUUUAUUACUUCCCUUCUACGUGACUUUACCGAAAGAACCAAGAAGAUGAACCCGUAUAUGUUGCAUAGAAUGGAUUUGCGCGAUGCAUUCGCCCCAAAUGCGUUGCUGCGGUUGGCCACAAAAGAAGGCGGAAAAAAAACAUCCUUCGGUGUAAUUGACGAUUGAACGGAUGACGAACCGGGCAAGGCGGCGGAGUGAAGCACCGUGCGUGAACAACGUGUGGUCACGGGAAGAAGCGGUGGUGCAGCGGUUAGCACGCUGAGCGACGUACCCGGCGACCCGAGUUCGAUUGCCGCUCGUGGUCACCAACACCAGUGACGUAUCUGAAGCGGUCCUGGGCCUCCCCUAGGUCGACUGAGCCUCAAGAUGGGAACCUGGUGUGAUGAGUAAAACAAUGCCGCUGGAGAGACGGGUCUUUUGCGGCGAUACAGAGGGGCUCUGUCAGCGAGUGGUUUUUGCCGCUAUUUGCGCAGAUGACAAAACGACGCUGCGUCUCUUAAGAGUUCAUUUAUUUUUCUACCGGUGUUUAAAACGAUGCGUUGCCCUGGGAGGUUUUCACUCUCUUAUUUGUUCAAAGUUCGUGUUUUCUAUAAAUACAAAAAAAACAUUCACAACUG